Messenger RNA from Cutaneotrichosporon oleaginosum, 1245 nucleotides. RefSeq lists its product as uncharacterized. Gene Ontology annotation, biological process: tricarboxylic acid cycle. Gene Ontology annotation, molecular function: succinate-CoA ligase (GDP-forming) activity; succinate-CoA ligase (ADP-forming) activity. Gene Ontology annotation, cellular component: mitochondrion; succinate-CoA ligase complex (ADP-forming). The record is from RefSeq and is a predicted model, not a curated record. NCBI's taxonomy places the organism in Eukaryota, Fungi, Basidiomycota, Tremellomycetes, Trichosporonales, Trichosporonaceae.
CCCGGCCCAGCCUACACCGACAUCCACCCACAACUAACCACCCAUCCGCUAAAGAUCUUUCCCCCCAUCACAUCCCCCUUCAUCAACAUCUCUCUCUUCUCCCUUUCCAUCUUCUCCCCCCUCCCUCCAUCGCACUAACCAUGCUCUCCUCAUCUCUCCGCACCGCCACCCGCCUCGCUCGCCCCUCGCGCGGCUUUGCGACCUCGUCCGUCACCCGCUCCUACGUUGACACCAUCCACAACAUCUGCGUCAACAAGGACACCAAGGUCCUCAUCCAGGGCUUCACCGGCAAGACGGGAACCUUCCAUGCCCAGCAGUCGAUCGCGUACGGCACGCGUGUGAUCGGCGGCACCAACCCCAAGAAGGCCGGCCAGACUCACCUCGGCCUGCCCGUGUUCGGCUCGGUCAAGGAGGCCAAGGAGGCUGAGAACCCAUUCGCGACCGUCAUCUACGUCCCCCCCGCAGGUGCCGCCGACGCCAUCCUCGAGGCCAUUGAAAACGAGAUCCCCCUCAUUGUGACCAUCACUGAGGGCAUUCCCCAGCGGGACCAGCUCAAGGUCUACAAUGCGCUCCAGUCCCAGUCCAAGUCGCGCAUGGUCGGCGGAAACUGCCCGGGCAUCAUGGGCGAGACCUGCAAGCUCGGUAUCAUGCCCGGCCACGUCUUCUCCGAGGGCAAGAUUGGCAUUGUCUCGCGCUCCGGCACCCUGACAUACGAGGCCGUCAACCAGACCACCAUCGCCGGUCUCGGGCAGUCGUUGACCGUCGGCAUUGGCGGUGACCCGUUCCCGGGUACCCAGCACAUUGACGUCGUCAAGGUUCUCCUCGAGGACCCCAAGACGGAGGGUAUUGUGCUCAUCGGUGAGAUCGGUGGCUCCAUGGAGGAGGAGGCCGCGGAGUACCUCAAGCAGCACAACUCUGGCCCCAACCGUAAGCCCGUUGUCUCGUUCAUUGCCGGUAUGACCGCACCCCCCGGCCGCCGCAUGGGCCACGCCGGUGCGAUUAUCUCGGGUGGCAAGGGUGCCGCAUCCGACAAGAUCGCUGCGCUUGAGGCCGCUGGCGCCGUCGUCGCCAAGUCGCCCGGCCAGAUUGGCGCGCUCAUGCACGAGGAGAUGAAGAAGGCCGGCCGCGUGUAAGCCUGUAUAUCUGUAGGGGGAAGGAUAGAGCUACCGGGCGGCGACCCCGGACCUGGCAGCUUGUAGUUGUAGAUGCGGGCUGCCGCUAGAUGAACCAUAGCAUGCUUCUGGG